Bombus terrestris (buff-tailed bumblebee) is the source of this 927-nucleotide messenger RNA. Its product is annotated as glycerol-3-phosphate phosphatase. Gene Ontology annotation, molecular function: phosphatase activity. The record is from RefSeq and is a predicted model, not a curated record. The coding region runs from base 1 to 927 and encodes 308 amino acids. Gene Ontology annotation, cellular component: cytoplasm. Lineage: Eukaryota; Metazoa; Arthropoda; Insecta; Hymenoptera; Apidae. The transcript is spliced from 6 exons.
AUGGCGACAAAACGUUAUAUAUUGUCAUUAUCAAGUGCAGAAUUUAAAAAUUUCAUAGACUCCAUUGAUGUAGUUUUAUCAGACUGUGAUGGCGUACUAUGGAAGGAAACCCAAGUAAUAAAGAAUUCACCUGAAACUGUAAAUAAGUUUAAAGAAUUAGGUAAAAAGUUUUUUUACAUAACAAAUAGUAAUACCAAAACCAGGUCUGAAUUUGUGGACAAGUGUAAAAAUCUUAAGUAUGAUGCAACAAUAGAUGAAAUAGUAUGUUCUUCAUUUUUGGCUGCUAUGUAUCUUAAGGAAAAAAGAUUUAAUAAAAAAGCAUACGUAGUUGGGAGUGAUGGUAUUACCAAGGAAUUGGAAGCUGAAGGUAUCAAACAUUUUGGUGUCGGACCAGAUGUAACGGAAGGUGAUGAAGUAGAAAUGAUAGAAAACUUUAAACCAGACCCAGAAGUUGGAGCAGUUAUUGUAGGCUUUGAUAAACACUUUAGUUUUCCUAAGCUUGUGAAAGCUGCCACUUAUUUACAAGAUCCAAAUGUUCAUUUUAUAGGGACAAAUUGUGAUGUAGAAAGACCAUCGCCAAAUACUAAUAAAUUCCCAGGAACUGGAUGCUUCAUAAAGAUUAUAGAAAUGGCAUCCAAUAGAUCGGCAGUGAUGCUUGGAAAACCAGAAUCAUUUUUGAGUGAAUAUAUUAUAAAGAAAUAUGGUUUAAAUCCUCAAAGAACACUUAUGAUUGGUGACAAUUGUAAUACUGACAUUCUUCUUGGGAAACGUUGUGGAUUUAAAACUCUUCUUGUAUUAACGGGUAUUACAACACAAAAUGACGUAGAUGCCAUGAGCGCUUCUACUACUAGCUCUAAAGAUUUGAUAAUUCCAGACUAUUAUGCAAAUGAGUUAGGUGAUGUACUAAAAAUGAUUGCAUCAUCUUGA